AUGGCUCAGGGGCAAAGGUGGCUCUGUGGCCUUGAUUGCACAGGACUGGAGCUACAGCCCCUGGCUGAGCAAGCCCGGCUGAGGCUCAGCGUGUACACCACCACGCGGUCCAACCUUGGUGCUGAAAACAACGUGGAUCUGGUCUUGAACGUGGAAGACUUUGACGUGGAGUCGAAAUUUGAAAGGACGGUUAACGUUUCCGUACCAAAGAAAACUAGAAAUAACGGGACGUUGUAUGCGUACAUCUUCCUCCAUCAUGCCGGCAUUCUGCCAUGGCAUGAUGGGAAGCAGGUGCACCUAGUGAGCCCUCUGACCACCUACAUGGUUCCCAAACCAGAAGAGGUCAACCUGCUCACGGGUGAAUCCACUACACAGCAGCAGAUAGAGGCAGAGAAGAAGCCACCGAGUGCCCUGGACGAGCCUGUUUCUCACUGGAGACCAAGACUGACACUGAACGUGAUGGUGGACGACUUUGUCUUUGACGGGGCCUCCCUGCCUGCCGACGUGCAUCGGUACAUGAAGAUGAUCCAGCUCGGGAAGACCGUGCACUACCUCCCUAUCCUGUUCAUCGACCAGCUCAGCAAUCGGGUGAAGGACCUCAUGGUCAUAAACCGCUCCAGCACCGAGCUGCCCCUCACCGUGUCCUACGACAAGAUCUCGCUGGGGAGGCUGCGCUUCUGGAUCCACAUGCAGGACGCCGUGUACUCCCUGCAGCAGUUCGGGUUUUCAGAGAAAGACGCUGAUGAAGUGAAAGGCAUUUUUGUCGACACCAACUUGUAUUUCUUAGCUCUAACCUUCUUCGUCGCCGCAUUUCACCUUCUGUUCGAUUUCUUGGCAUUUAAAAAUGACAUCAGUUUCUGGAAGAAGAAGAGGAGCAUGAUUGGAAUGUCCACCAAAGCAGUGCUCUGGCGUGGAUUCAGCACAGUGGUCAUCUUCCUGUUCCUGCUGGACGAGCAGACGAGCCUGCUGGUGCUGGUCCCCGCAGGCAUCGGGGCCGCCAUCGAGCUGUGGAAGGUGAAAAAGGCCUUGAAGAUGAGUGUUGUUUGGAGAGGCCUGAGACCGCAGUUCCAGUUUGGCACUUACAGCGAGUCCGAGAGGAAGACAGAGGAGUACGACACUCAGGCCAUGAGGUACCUCUCCUAUCUUCUCUACCCCCUGUGCAUCGGUGGCGCCGUCUACUCCCUGCUGAACGUCAAGUAUAAGAGCUGGUACUCUUGGCUGAUCAAUAGCUUCGUCAACGGGGUGUACGCCUUCGGCUUCCUCUUCAUGCUGCCCCAGCUCUUCGUCAACUACAAGAUGAAGUCGGUGGCGCACCUGCCCUGGAAGGCCUUCACCUACAAGGCCUUCAACACUUUCAUCGACGACGUCUUUGCCUUCAUCAUCACCAUGCCCACCUCCCACCGGCUGGCGUGUUUCCGGGACGACGUGGUGUUCCUCGUGUACCUGUACCAGCGAUGGCUGUACCCCGUGGAUAAGAGCAGGGUGAACGAGUUCGGGGAGUCCUACGAGGAGAAGCCCCAGCGGAAGCCCCACGCACAUUGA
Messenger RNA from Puma concolor (puma), 1542 nucleotides. The record is from RefSeq and is a predicted model, not a curated record. Lineage: Eukaryota; Metazoa; Chordata; Mammalia; Carnivora; Felidae.